Thamnophis sirtalis is the source of this 1898-nucleotide messenger RNA. The record is from RefSeq and is a predicted model, not a curated record. NCBI's taxonomy places the organism in Eukaryota, Metazoa, Chordata, Lepidosauria, Squamata, Natricidae.
GCGUCACUCCGGAGCCUCUGUUGCUGCUGCUGCCGCCGCCGCCGUCCGUGCGGAAGGGGAGGCGCUGGGCUGGUCAGGCGGAGGAGCGGGCGAGAAGCCGGCGCGGCAGCGGCGGACGAGGCGGGGGCCGAGCAGGCUCCUCUUGUUGGCGAGGGAAGGAUGGUGAAGCUGGGCGGCCCUUCGGGCGAGAAGCGCAGCAAGGCGGCCCCGGCGGAGGACGGCUUCGACACCAUCCCGCUCAUCACCCCGCUGGACGUCGGGCAGCUCCAGUUCCCCGCGCCGGACAAGGUGGUGGUGAAGACAAGAACAGAAUAUGAACCCGAUCGAAAGAAAGGGAAAUUUCGUUCUCCCCGAAUUGCAGAAUUCACAGUCAGUAUCACUCAAGGCAUCUCAGAACGUUUUAAGGCGACCGCCCUGAUCCUGUUUGCCCUGGCCUUCCUCGCCUGCGUCGGGUUCCUGGUGGUCUACAAGGUCUACAAGUACGACCAGGCCUGCCCAGAAGGUUUCGUCUUCAAGAACAAUCAAUGCAUUCCAGCUGGAUUAGAGAGCUACUACUCUGAGCAAGACUCUAGCGCUCGAGGAAAGUUCUACACGGUGAUCAACCACUACAACCUGGCCAAGCAGACCAUCACCCGGUCAGUUUCUCCAUGGAUGACGGUGCUUUCGGAAGAGAAACUUUCCGAGCAGGAGACGGAGGCAGCCGAGAAACCUGUUUAGGGGGAGGGGGGGGAGGAGGGGGAGUCCGGUGGGGAAGGGUCCGGAGGUGGUUUUCAUGGAAUGUCUCAUUGUUAGGAUCACUUAGAGGUUGCUCAUAAUUUAUUGUGUAAUUGCUUUGGUUGCUGCCAACUGCUUUGCAAAACGGAGCAAGGAAAAAGAAAACGGGGCUCUUAAUGGCCCCGGGCACAUCAGCAUUGCUUCAGAGCUCCAGCACCAGUUUCUCCUUCCGUGGCAUCGAACGUAGUAGGCGCAUUCUUGUAAUUUAGACAUCUGACAGAGUUCCAUUGGGGCAGGGCUUGUGGGGUGUGUGGGAUGACGUGCUUCUUACCGUGUGUCCUCGUGUUUUGUUUCCCUUUAAACCGGCUCUGAAAUCCCAACAUUCACGGGCCUGGCUUGCAGCUCCAAAAUGAAGACCUAGAAAUAAAACCGGCUUCUGAUUUUGCUCACUCCAUCCAUUACGACCUUUAGGCUUAAUUGCUUCCGUUAUGGCAUGAACUUCACCCUUCCCACUACAUGAAAGGCUCUUGUGCAAACAAAAUAGAAAUUAGGCAUUCAAGAGCCGUACCUCUUUUAAUGAGAGAUUAGGAGUUUUAAUUAAAAAGGACAACAUAUUCUGAGGGGCAGAUAAACAAGACAGAAACUCUUCAGUCCCCCAUACAAUCUGCGUAACUAGAAAGGACGUAUUUCAUUAGAACGGCCUUUUUUGGAAACCUCAACGUUGUGAAAUGCCCUUUGCUGGCAGCCUUCUUUUGGCCUUUCCUGGCCCUUCCCUGCCAGGGAAUCGCUGGGAAGAGACAUCGGUUCCCUUGAGCUCAGUGGGAUUUUGAUGUCAGCCGGCUGCGGAAUUGAGGGCCUCCAAGGACGGCAACAUCCAGGCCAUUCAAAGGCACCUGGGAGGGAGGGAGGGAGGGAGGGGGAAGAGGGCAAGACUACUGUCUGGACGUAAGCUCACAGGGCCAAGUACACGCUUACUGUCCGACAGGCUCCUCCUACACGAUGGAAAUUAAGACCUUCCGAUGCUCCUCCCCCAGAGAGUUUGGCCACUGGAGCCCCUACAGCCGUAAACCUGACCUCCUUCUCCACCGCCAAUCCCUGUAGGGAUAGGACAGCAGCAGCACAUUUUAAUCUGUGAAUCUUUCCUAGGAUAGGAGAUGGUUGGAAAUGCCCUGCCCCUAGGAAGC